GAACGUGAACGGUCGUGUUUUUUGAUUGCUCCGCUAUCGAAGUUUUAAAUAUGAUCCUAAACCAUCAUAAAUACGAAAUUGUGUAAUUUUAUUUGCGAGACAGUGACUCUAUUUUAAUAAAAUUAUUCUUCUUGGCUAUUGCAUAAUAUACUGAUCUAAAAAUGCCGUGUCUAUGUGCCAACAAAGUUGAGCGUACACAAGACAAAGUGCAGUGCGACAAGUGCAAUGACCUUUUUCAUUUAAAUUGUGUCAACCUACAACCUGUUGACCUUGAAUUCUUGCUUAAAUCGGGUAAGCAAUUCAUAUGUGAUAAGUGUGCCGCUGCUCGACGACAAUCCCUUCGAGCACCAUCAACUCCCAUUAACCUGGAUGACGAAAUUGCCACUGCUGAUAAUGUACCUGUGAAUCCAGCUAAUCUAAGUACACAAUUAUCACCACAUCAACAACUGCCGAAAUCAACAUCAGCUGAUGACGUAAACAAUUUAGAUAUCAGUCUGAAUACAAUUAUCAGAGAAAUUGCUGCACUGAGAUCGGAAAAUGCUCGUGCGAUGGCUGCAAUUAGCUCUCUCAAAGUGGAUAAGCAGUUGCUGAUUUCGCAAAUAAGUGAUUUGUGUGCAGAAGUGAAGGAGUUACAAAAACAUCAAACGGUUGAUGUCUCCUCUGCUCUGGUACAGCUAACCGCUGAGGUGAAAGACCUUAAUGCUUGUGUUCUUGCAUGUGAGUGUCAUGCAAGGAACACAAAAAAUGCGAAAAGCAAAUCGAAGAGACAGGAAUCACUAUCAGUGACUGCUGCUACGUCGCCUGUAAACGUGCCUAUUGUUGCUGCUCCGCAUGGUGAGACUAAUUCGUUUUCCUCUGCUUCGCACUCUCAUGCUGCUGCUGGUGAUGCGCCGCUCUCUUAUAGCGCUGCUGUUACUAAUACAGCUAAAGUGAAGCUGACGCCAAUUGCUGCUGCUGCUGCUACUACGUCCGUUCUCCCAUCAACAUCAACUUGCAGAAAAGCGUCGGCAUUGCCGACUUCUCUUGCACCUACAUCAAAUCGUACACGUGAAUGGAAAACCGUAACUAGAGCUAAUAGGAAAAAGCUUAAGCAACCUUUAGUUAUUGGUUCAAACCAAAAUAGUGAAUUAAGUGUAGUUCCUAACAUGAAGUGGCUGCACAUAUCGUCCUUCUCAAACACUGUGACAGCUGCCGAUAUUGUUGAUUAUGUUGCGAAACAUGCAGAAAUUGACCGCAAAUUUCUUUCCUGCUAUAUGCUUAUCAAAAAGGAUACCCUCGUAAAGGAUUUCAAGAAAAUCAACUUUAAGCUAGGCGUAUCUGAAUUUUCCUAUGAUAAGCUUUUAAAUGCGGAUAUAUGGCCUACGAACGUAAAAAUUCGGCCAUUCACUUUUUUUCAAAAAGACGUCACUCCACCUCUAAUUCCGUAACUUCUGCAGCUAACUCCAUCGCUAGUAAUAAGUUAUUAAAAUUGUAUUUUCAAAAUAUAUCUGGACUUCGGACUAAAUGCUCCACGGUAUAUAUGAAAAGUUCUUUCUUAGAUUUUGAUAUUUUUGUAUUCGUUGAAUCUUGGCUGAAUGAAAAUUUCUUCGACUGUGAAAUUUUUGACCUCAAUUUGUACGAUGUUUUCCGUAAAGACCGUGACCCUGUCAAAUCUGGAUGUUCCAGAGGAGGUGGUGUUCUCAUUGCUGUUCGGAGAAAAUUUCGGGCAUCAUUGGUUACACUUACCAACUCUGACACACUCAUCGAUCAGCUUUGUGUACGUGUUUAUGGCUCAUCUGGAACAGUUUAUGUGUGUGCAUCCUACAUUCCGCCGAAUAGUCCGGAUCAUUUAUACUUUGCACAUUCUGACAAUGUUGUGUCAUUAGCAUCAAGCAUAGCUGGUGACAGUCAUCUUUGUGUCCUCGGUGAUUUUAAUUUAUGUCGCCUGAAUUGGUCCCCACUUAGAAACUCGGCUGCUUUUAUGGCUUCUAAUGUAAAUUCUUCAGCCGAAAUGCAUGUCGUUGAUAGCUUUUUAAGCAUUGAUUUAUCACAAAUCAAUGGUUUUUAUAAUAGCCUUAAUAGAAUCCUAGAUCUAGUGUUCAUUUCAAAUAACAUCAACUACACAUUGUCUGAAGGCAUUGCUCCCAUAUCUUUAACUGAUAAACAUCAUGUUCCUCUUUCUCUUGAGUUGGAAUUUUAUGAGUUUUCUGAGGUAUCCGAUGAGCCUAACAUCAAAUUUAACUACAACUUAUGCGACUUCUCAAUUUUUAACGAAAUUUUAUUAAGUAUUGACUGGGGUAAUGCCUUCCACGACAAUGAUGUUACCUCUUGUUUUCAUUUUUUUAAGACUAAGGUUUCUGAGCUCUGUUUGAAGCACAUUCCUAUUUAUCAUAAGAAAGUAUAUAAGUCACCUUGGCAUACCAAACGGCUUAGGCACCUAAAGAAUCUAAAAAACAAAUUCUCUAAACUGUAUAAAAGGUCUGGAGACCCAAUACACUUCUCAAAAUUUCAAUGCCAUUUAAAAGAGUUUAACUGUUUGAACAAGUUCUUAUAUAGAAAUUACAUCUUGAAUUUCGAAAACAAUAUUAUUUCGGAUUCGAAGGCCUUUUGGCAAUUCAUCAAAUCAAAAAAGUCUUGCUCAAUGGUGCCAAACAAUGUUUUUUAUAAUGGUAAAUAUGCAAAUUCUGCCAUAGAAUCUGCCAAUUUAUUUGCUGACUUUUUUUGCUCUAAUUUUGAACCCGACCUAGACUCCGAUUCUAGUUUGCCCUCUAAUAGUUUUUCACCUCUAAAUUUUGGGACUUUGUACCUAUCUGUUACUGAUGUCGUCAAGGGUAUUACGAAGCUUAAGUCUACAACGAAAACUGACUCGGAUGGCCUUUCGGGCAUUUUGCUGAAGAAUUGCUUGUGUCUCGCUGAGCCUCUUACAAUUAUAUUCAAUAAAUCGUUGUCCUCUGGUAUCUUUGUUGACGACUGGAAAUUUACUUCCAUUACGCCUAUAUUUAAGAGUGGAAAUAAAAACGAUGUUAGCAAUUACAGACCGAUUUCGAAGCUUUCGUCUGUCUCAAAACUUUUUGAGAUAACAGUAAAUGAUAAGUUAUAUUUUGCUGUCAAAGGCCUAAUAUCUACCAACCAACAUGGUUUCGUUGCAAGUCGCUCCACUGUCACUAACUUGUCUAUUUUCAAUGAUUACUGCAUUUCAGCCUUCCAGAACAGAUCUCA
Messenger RNA from Anastrepha ludens (Mexican fruit fly), 3198 nucleotides. RefSeq lists its product as uncharacterized. Bases 162 to 1427 code for a protein of 421 amino acids. The transcript has a single exon. Lineage: Eukaryota; Metazoa; Arthropoda; Insecta; Diptera; Tephritidae. The record is from RefSeq and is a predicted model, not a curated record.